Pseudoliparis swirei is the source of this 2343-nucleotide messenger RNA. RefSeq names its product heme transporter hrg1-A-like. Gene Ontology annotation, molecular function: heme transmembrane transporter activity; heme binding. The transcript has 3 exons. Gene Ontology annotation, biological process: heme transport. Gene Ontology annotation, cellular component: plasma membrane; lysosomal membrane. Lineage: Eukaryota; Metazoa; Chordata; Actinopteri; Perciformes; Liparidae. The record is from RefSeq and is a predicted model, not a curated record. Bases 48 to 482 code for a protein of 144 amino acids.
CACACGCACACGCACUCGCACAGUCGUGCCUUGUCUCGCUGGUGAACAUGGCCGUUAACAGGACCUACAUCAGUGUCGGCUACGCCGCCGUCGGGCUGCUCUUCGGGGCUUCCGCCUUCCUGGUGUGGAACGUCGCGUUCGGCCAGCCGUGGACCGCGGCCAUGGGCGGGCUGUCGGGUGUGCUGGCCCUCUGGACCCUGAUCACUCACGUCAUGUACCUGCAGGACUACUGGAGGACCUGGCUGAGGGGCCUCAAGUUUUUCUUCUUCAUCGGGGUCUUCCUCUCUUUGGUGUCGGUCGUGGCCUUCAUCAGUUUCAUGUCCAUCGCCAUCACCAACAAGGAGUCCCUGACGGACCCUCGCAGCCUCUACCUGACCUGUGUGUGGAGCUUCAUGAGCCUGAAGUGGUCCUUCCUGCUGGCGCUGUCCGCUCACCGCUACCGCAAAGAGUUCGCCGACAUCAGCAUCCUCAGUGACUUCUGAGAGACUCCUCAGACCUUUGGGGGGGGGGGGGGAGGUCAGAGCCUCAGAGUCCAAAAGCUGAAGGACAUUUUGAGGGGAUUCGGAAAGAAAAGGAUGGAAGGUUCUGGAUGAGCACCCUGGUCCUGGUUCCUCCCUCGCCUCCUGGGUCCAAACCGCCUCAUCCUUUUUUUAAAGCGUCAACAGAAACAAACCCAGCCUUGUUUUAUACGGCAUUUUAUAUAUAUAUAUUUUUUCUCAGCACCCUACUCGGUCAUGCCUCUGCACAAUGACUAAAUAAAUGCAAAGUAUGGGUAUUGUUUUUCAUGACUUGAAAGUGUUAAUUUUCAGUUGCAGUGUCAUGCUCCUGCCCCUAGAGGGAGCCAUCCUUCUGACUGUUAAACGUACAGUACAGGACGUGCGCUUGACGUCCCGCUUUACAUCUUUGUAUUUUUUAUUUUUUAAUGUUCUUGUUCAAUGAAUGAUGCAAUGUUGUCAAAUGGAUGAAAUAUACAUAUCGCAGUGCAUCACUCAUGAGGAAUACGUGAUCUGUGUCCAAGAACAUUUUUAACGGAGUGUGUCGGGGGGUCUCGCGAAGGGCACAUCACCCAAAAUCCUGCAGCGUCCACAUGAAUGGGUUCAUGUAACCAGCUCCACAUGUGCUGGUUUUUGAUGUGGCUGUGAACCAUGAAGGGGCAUUUCUUUAAUGUAAAGAAUGAUUUCUGUAUCAUUUUGUAUCUGCGUGACAAACGAAAGUGAACACGGGCCUCAGUCACGGCUUUAAUUUGUGACGGUGGUGACGGCACUAUUGUUCUUUACGCCGUGUUGUCCUCAUCUGAACUAUUCCUGAUACUUAUAUUGUUGCUUAAUGAGAGUAUUUUUGCUGCUUAUGUCCCCGUACGUGUUGAAAAUGAAGAAUGAAUGAAAGCUGGUGUGUUUGAGACGCGUGUCACGUUAAUACAAAUGUUUUUUUUAGUCAUCCCCUGUGCAUUAAUGUGGAUAAUAUAUUUUGUUAUUUUUUGUAGGUUCCAAUUUCUGUUCCUCCAAAACAUUUAUUCACUCAGGGUUCAUACGGGUGUUGACCAAUGGAGUUCCAGGACCUUUCCAGGACUUUAAACCAAAUUUCCAUGACCAAACAUUUUGUGAAAUCUCAGUGGUAUACAUGAGUAUAUACCUUAAAUAACACAAAUGAAUCAGAGACAAUAGUUUGAUAAAAGGAAUACAUAUUUAUAUAAAUGUUUAUUCUUUUAAACAAACUGCGUAAAUGAACAUAUGAAUAUAACAAAUCCCUUUAAGGAUUACAUUUUUUUUCAAGGACUUUUCCAGGCCUGGAAAUAAACAACCAAUUUUUUAUUUUUAUUUUUUUAUUUAUAAAUUCCAUGACCUUUCCAGGUUUUCCAUGACCCCUGAAGGAAUUUCAGCAGCAAAAAAUGCAUUUUUUUAUUUUCUCUACGAGCGACUGUGUCACAGGGAAAAAAAAGAGAAGGCGCUCCAUAUCCUCCUUCCCACUAACCCGGGUCAGGAGGGUCAGUGUCGGGCAUUAGAGUGGGAUUUGCACCACCAGAGGAAUGAACCACUUUCCCCAACCAGCCCGAGCCACAAUCACGAAGAAAAAACCCCUCCACAACUGUGAAUGCAGGUUUGCUCCGCUUUGAAGUCAGGCAAUUAUUCUAUACAUCCACAUUUUUUAUUUUGCCCCUCAAAGGGAGGUUUUUUUUGGGGGGGUGCAGAGAAGUUUUAGUGUAUGAUUAUGUUAAGGCAGCUGCCGCCUGAUAGGAGGACUUUGAAGUUUAUGUGAAAAAUAUGUGACUGGAAUAAUCCAGCACUAUCCGUGUGUUUUUGGUGCAUUAAAAACUCAACGAGUUAAUAAUUUACAGGACAAAUA